GUGCUUCUGGUGGCCCCGACCAGGGCGCGCGGCGUCUGGACGGCGGUGCGCCCAAGCCUGGCCGUGAGCACCGUGGACGUGCGGAACCGCGGCGCCGUGGGUCUUCUGGCGGCCAGGUGGGUGAGGUACGUUCCGAUCCGCGAGCUGAGCGACGCGGAGAAGGACCAGAU
This is a messenger RNA of Prorocentrum cordatum, 170 nucleotides long. The record is from the annotation of a GenBank genome assembly. NCBI's taxonomy places the organism in Eukaryota, Dinophyceae, Prorocentrales, Prorocentraceae.